AUGGCGCCCCUUGCUUCUUUAAUCACCGACCGAAAUGGCCCAUUCCAUACGUUCGAGUUCUUCCCACCUCGGACGGAAGCUGGUCUGGUCAAUUUACUCGAUAGGAUCCAACGAUUGGCUUCUGCGCCUUUGCCGUCUCCUCUGGCGGUAUCUGUGACAUGGGGAGCUGGAGGAUCAACGGCUGACAAAUCACUGGAGCUGGCUGAACAUGUCACCAAAUUAGGUCUAGAAGUGAUCUUACAUCUCACAUGUACCAAUAUGCCCAAAGAAAAAGUUGAUCAAGCUUUAGAGAAAUGCAAAUCAUUAGGAAUACGAAACAUCUUAGCAUUGAGAGGAGACGCACCUCGAUCAGAAGAAUAUGCAACUGAACCUAAUCCCCAACCUGAUUAUUUCCAACAUGCCGAUGAUCUAGUUCGCUACAUUCGACAAAAUCACGAUGAUUUCUUCUGUAUUGGUGUAGCGGGAUAUCCAACUCCACAUCCAGACAGUGAAUCCGAUGAGAGUGAUCUACAAUAUCUGAAAGUCAAAUGUGAUGCUGGAGCGGAUUUCAUUGUCACUCAGCUGUUUUACGACGUAGAGGGAUUCUUAGAUUGGGUCAAAACAUGCCGGGAAAGAGGUAUUACUCAACCUAUCAUACCUGGUAUUAUGCCAAUUCAGAACUUCGCUUCAUUCCGAAGAUUAGUCAAUUUAACAAAAUGUCCUGUUCCAGAAUCAAUUUCGUCUGAUUUGUUACCCAUUUCAUCUGAUGAUUCAGCAGUCAAGAAAUACGGAGCUGAAUUAGCUACUAAGAUGGUUCAAAGGAUAUUAGAUUCAAAAUUAGUUCCUGGUAUACAUUUCUGUACACUCAAUUUAGAAAAAUCUGUUAGAACCAUAUUAGAAAAUCUCAAAUGGACGUCCUCUUCAUCACCAAAUCAAUCUUCUCCUUUAUCAAGACAUAAUAGGUUGAUUGAAGACGAUUCACCUCAGCCCAAUGGAGCUUUAGCCAUAAAUGGACACUCGACAAAUGGCACAUUACCGAAUCAAAUGUCAGAUUUAUCGAUCAGUCCAAGUGAAGCUAGUCAACUCGCUCAAUGGGGUUUGACAAAUCAUGCUUUACCUCCUGCACCCAAGAAAGGUUUGGGUACUUCAGGCGCGGCCGGUUCAAAUAAUGGUCCAAGUGGUGAAGAUAGCUGGGAUGAAUAUCCUAAUGGUAGAUUUACCGAUGUUAGAAGUCCUGCUUAUGGUGAGAUUGAUGGUUGGGGAAGUGGUUUAAAGAUCACCGCCGCUCAAGCGAUGAAAGAAUGGGGUACACCAACUACGAUUAACGAACUAUCAUUAUUCUUCACCUCAUAUCUUCGUUCGGCACCUGAAACACCUACAACACCAUUUUGUGAUCUGCCUUUAUCUCCUGAAUCGUUAACUAUCUUACCUUAUCUCCUGGAAUUGAAUUCUGAGAAACUGAAACACUGGACAGUCGGUUCACAGCCUGCUGUGGAUGCAGCUAAAUCGGAAGACCCAAUCCACGGUUGGGGCCCAAGAGGAGGAUAUGUUUUCCAAAAAGCCUUCGUCGAGUUUUUCGUUAAAGAAGAACAGGUCAAGGAACUGGAAGAAAAAAUCGAGAGGAAAGGUAACGGCGCAAUUAGCAUGUAUGCCGGUAACAAGAAAGGCGACUUCAGAACGAAUACUGAAGAAGAUACAGUCAAUGCUGUCACAUGGGGUGUUUUCCCUGGACAAGAAAUCGUUCAGUCUACUAUCAUCGAAGGUGAAUCAUUCUUGGCUUGGAAAGAGGAAGCAUUCGAUAUCUGGACAGAGUGGUCAUUACUUUAUCCCAGACAUUCACCUGCAAGGAAACUUUUGGAAGGCAUAUCAGGCGAAUGGUGGUUGGUCAGUCUGAUCCAUCAUGAUUAUAAAGACAAUGAGGGAUUAUGGAAGUUCCUGCUUCAGGAGUAA
Messenger RNA from Kwoniella shivajii, 1929 nucleotides. Its product is annotated as methylenetetrahydrofolate reductase. The transcript is spliced from 6 exons. Gene Ontology annotation, biological process: tetrahydrofolate interconversion. The record is from RefSeq and is a predicted model, not a curated record. Bases 1 to 1929 code for a protein of 642 amino acids. Lineage: Eukaryota; Fungi; Basidiomycota; Tremellomycetes; Tremellales; Cryptococcaceae. Gene Ontology annotation, molecular function: methylenetetrahydrofolate reductase [NAD(P)H] activity; FAD binding. Gene Ontology annotation, cellular component: cytosol.